Malaya genurostris is the source of this 4982-nucleotide messenger RNA. Its product is annotated as bridge-like lipid transfer protein family member 3B. The record is from RefSeq and is a predicted model, not a curated record. The coding region runs from base 286 to 4716 and encodes 1476 amino acids. Lineage: Eukaryota; Metazoa; Arthropoda; Insecta; Diptera; Culicidae. The transcript is spliced from 16 exons.
UUGUUCACGUCUUCUCGUCGCUGGAUGCAUGUACGAUGUUUCCUGAAUUGAAUUGAUUUUAUUCUUUAAUUCACUUACAAAUCCGGUCGUCCGCGAUAUGCUGUCGCUUAAUACGACACAAAUUAGUACAUCAUGGUAGUUAGACAGUGUGCAACUGAAGACGGUAGUGAGUCGUGUUGUAAUUAAUUGUUACCAUUAGGUGAAGGUGGAAGGUUCUGAGUGAAUAGCUCGAAUGUUUCUGGUGAUAUUAGUAAAGUAACUUGUUUGGAUUACUUCGGAUGAAUAAUGGUGUCUAUUAUUAAAAAUCAAUUGCUGAAACACCUUUCAAGGUACACCAAGAAUUUAUCACCGGACAAGGUAAAUUUAAGUGCGUUCCGGGGAGAAGGUGAACUCUCGAAUUUGCAACUGGACGAGAACGUACUUACCGAGCUGCUGGAACUGCCGGCUUGGCUUCGGCUAACGUCCGCCUGGUGCAAUCAAGUGUCAUUUCGAAUAUCGUGGACAAAGCUGAAAAGUACUCCCAUCACGCUGACACUCGACGAGGUUCGAAUAACGAUUGAAACAUGUGAAAUAGCACGGAGUGGUACACCAACGGCCGGCUUUUCAAGUUUAUCGGUGCCCCAGGGCAAGUACAGUUUCAUACACAAAGUUAUCGAUGGCAUCACGAUCGUGGUCAACACGGUUAAUGUGGAACUGAACAGUCCUGCCUUCACAGCAUCGGUGCAACUGUCCAGAAUAAGGGUCGAAUCACGCACGCCAAAAUGGCAAUCAGGCGAACUACCGUAUACAAGAAUUAAGGACUCCAAACGAGGACAGAUACUGAUAUUCAAGGAGCUGUCCUGGCAAACAGUUCGCAUUGAAGCUAGUUCUACCCAAGAUACAAGUCUGACUCCAUUACGGUUGCUUACAAAUCAAGCUCGUUGUAGAAUAACGAUUAAGAAAAAACUGUCCGAUUGUAGUAUAAUAGCUAGUAGAUUGGUAUUAAUAUUAGACGAUCUGCUGUGGGUUUUGACUGAUUCGCAACUCAAAGCAGCUCUCCAUUUCGUUGACUCCCUCUCGGGAUUGAUCAAAGCAUCCACGAACGUAGUCCAACGAGCGACAGCCCAAAAGAAACUAGAAACCCUUCCCGAGUAUCAAGCUCAGCUUGCACAAUCAUCGAGGGUUCAACAGGACACGCAGCAGUUAACAGCAGCACAGCGUUCGUUCGAAUGCUACAACGUACGAGAGACAUCGUACCAUUUCUUCAGUCAACGAAUUGAUUUGCAUCUUUGUGACGACGCCGGUGUCGGUCGAUCCAGCCAUCCCGACUUGAAGGAUGGCGGUGCCUUGCAGAUAUCAGUACAAGGAUUCCAAAUUGAUUACUAUCCAUAUCAUUUGGCAAAGGCAGAUCGUUCACAUUGGCCGAAAUAUAAAGAGGCGACUGUACCACCGGCUUUAUGGCUUGAGCAGUCUUUGAAUGCCUUCCGGGAGUCCAUUUUGAAUCUAUGUCAACCGAAUCGACCACCAAAUCAUCCUAGUCUAGAAAGAACUACCAACCAUGGUCAAUAUCCUCCUCCACCACCACCGCGAAACACCGGUUUGAGUGGGAACCAAACCCCAAACACACCGGGAUACCAAUCUGCUGCGUCGUCUCCAAUGAAGAAACAUGUACUGGACAAUCUGGCCAAGUUGAUGUGUGUAUGCGUGAUAAUGAAAGUGGAAGAGUUUACUCUUUAUCGUGUUACAACUUCCGGCAACAAGCAAAUGCCAAAGGAGUUUGUUUCGGCACUAAGCAAAAGGAGAAAAGGUGAUCGAGAUCGUUGGUCGUUACCUCCUGAAUUGCCGACGUUGCAUGCAGAGUUUACCUACUUUUACUAUCCAGGAGAUUUUGUUUUUCCAUUGCCUCCAUCCAAAGCUUUCGUCCAUAUUAAUCCGGUGCAGGUCAAUUUCGAUCUGGACAGUUGCUUGUGGCUUUGUUCGUUUGUGCUCAACCUCCACGAGAGUCUGUUGAAGACGAACAAUGUGACCGGAAGUCUGAACUCACCCUCAUCCUCGUCAUCCGGUGGUCAACCGGAACAUCAACCUAAUCUAUUGUACAUGGAUGUAAAAGUAGAAGUCAUCAUGCCCAGAAUUGUGUUCGAAGCACCGACCAAUGCGCCUCAACAACGGGACCGACCGAAGGCAAUGAGUAUUCAGGUUUCACGAUUCGCCAUGACAAAUAUUCGCGAGAUGGGUGCCUCACGUGCGGAUUUAGCGCAAGCAAUUUCAUCGUUGCAGGAAGGCAGUUUAGUGUUCGGUUCCGGGUUUCCAUCCAAACCCGGAGAUUUGUGUAUUGUCACCGAUAGAAUAUUGUCACAUAUUGCGGCAUCUGAUGUCAUGAAUGCUCAGCCUAGUUCACCAGAAAUGCAAUCAGCUUUCAGCAAUUUAACACGCUACGCCAUGUGGGCUGAGCCUCGCGAUGUGUGGUGUAUGAAAUUAGAUCCUAUUUGGGUGGAGUUCUAUGGAGCAAAAUCAGUGGGACCAAAUCGUGCGAUUUCGUUCGUUGAUGCUGUACCUGUUACGAUUUGGUUGCACGGUAGCUCCGACUAUGAUAUCCUGCCGAAUCAGUUAAAUAGUGAACAAUUUUGCAAUGAAUUCGUACACAACAAAAAACGAUACAGCAAUAUUUCAAACUCUACUAAAUCGAGUGAUAGUUUGAUUCUGACACCCGCCAAACUGAAGCAAACUCUAGAUGAGAAUGUUAUUGGCCCUAUAGAGCCGCAAAUGGCAUAUGAAGGUGAACCUUACUUUCAGUUCGCGGAUUGCCUUCCAUCAACCAUAGGUGACAACGUGAAAAAAAAAGUUGACGAAGUGAAAAAUGUCCACACCUCCGUAGAUAGUGAUGCAGAUAAAGCCAAAUCGGCGGAUCUGCACGUGAUAGCACAUGUAUCAAAUUUAGUUAGCGUCCAAAUUGAUCACUACCAGUAUCUGUUUUUAUUGCGCCUGGCAGAGGAGCUGACGGAGUUGGCAACGUUCCUAUCGCUAGAUUCGAAGCGUAUUCUUCAAGAGGCAAAUGUAGAAAGAUCAAUAAUCGUUGGCUGUGUCAUACCGCAAGUUGAAGUUUCACUUGUGAUGCCUUCCCAAACACCCGGCAAGGAAUCGAGCGGGGGCGACGGGGAAAGUGUGCUUCCCGAUUCGGCCAGUUUAGGUGACGAUCUACUUACUAAUGGUUCUUGCUGGCCUAACUCGAUGGAUCAAACUAGGAAUUCCAAUAUAUUCAGCAGUACGGAGUGUCCAUCGCCGGUUCCUGUUGAGGUACCGGUGGAAUUUGAGCACCAUCCCGUGCCCAACACUCACGGUCACAACGUUCAGAUUAAAAGUGUUCCUCAAACAUCACCCUCAGUCGGUGUUAUAACUGUUGAAACACCUACUUCGUCGUCGAUUGCGAUAUCGAAACCCCAACCGCAGCAACCGCAUCAACCGAAACCACGAAACUCGACAACCGAUUCGUCUUCCUUCUCGAAGGAAAUAAAUUCCGGGCUGAGUUCGAUGAGGAAAGGAUUUUCCCAAUUCAUGACAUCACUAGAUUCAGCUCUGAAAACAAAUGACGACGUUAGCGAUACCUUGUCUGUUCAAUCGGACCUGAGUUCCGACUCAGAGAAUUAUAUCACGAUGCUGAGUGAGACCGAGAAAACGGCCGAUUGUAUGGAUGUAAUGUUCAAGCUGAACCCUUUCAGUAAUGAUAACAGUGUGAAGGUAGCACCUAUCGAAGUCGCUAGCGAGGUUUGCGAAGAUCCCUAUCUUACCAACAUGUCAUCACCGUCCGAACCAUCCGAGGCCAGCAGCUUACGUAGACGUGAUUUGGUGUCAAUGGUUACUUUUCGACUAACAACAGUAGAAGUAAUUCGUCAAAAUAUUGGCAACAAUUCAUCAAUUAGACUUCAAGUUUCAGCCGUCAGUUGUGAUGAAUGCGGAGCAAUCCCCUGGGAUGAAUUUCAGAAUGGCCAGCAGAAGUUAAAGACCAAGUUUGGUGCUAGAUGUAGAGCUUGGAACGUUGCACCACACAACCCGGAAGCACCUCCUUGUGUUGCAAUUAGAUUAGAGGAAGAGCUCGCGCUACCCGUCGAUUCACUUAGUAUUACCGACAAAAAAAUCAUCCAAAGCUGGUUCAAACGAAAACUGAACGUGGAGGUAAAAAACAUCAACCUGCAACUAUCGAUGAGUUCCGUUAUCGGCCUAGGUGACCUAGCAGAAGAUGAGGUUAUCCCGACGCCUAUCCCGAUGGAGGUGAUAUUGGAAAACGUCAAAAUCAAUCUCAUUGAAGAUCGCCCUCCGGUAAACAUUACCUCACCUGGCACCUUGCCGAUGAAUCUAUCCAUAGGACGCAUGUUUAUUAUGCGAGAUGAUGCUGGAGUAUUUUAUCUGCAACCGAUAGAGAAAAAUAAGGAAAAAUCGACGGGAACGCGAAUUAAGGCGGUUAGGUUGAAAAGCGAGCGAGAUUUGGAGAUGAUCUCGUUGCAGUUGGUCAUGCAGCAGCUCAAAUUGGAUAACGAAAAUAUGCGAAAACAACUGACCAGCAAUAAAACUAAAGCCAAACAAGAGAACGACGAACUGCGUUCCAAUCUCAAGGAUGCUCAGGACGAAGUGAAUCUUUUGAAGGACGAGAAAAAAACCUUGAUGGAUACCAUUCGAUCACUGCAGAAUCAACUGAUAGCGAUGAAUGACAUGCAGUUGAAUGCUACCGAUGGUAAAAGAUAGCACACCUGCAUGGAUUGUAUACAGUGCUGUGGUGAGAACCCCUACUAGUGACAGUCCAGCAAAGGUUGCGCGUUAAGAGUUUAUUGGCAUGUCGUAUACUUCCGAAUCGUUUUGUAUGAUGUCUUCGUUCGUAUUCUGCCAUCUCAGUUCUUUUUCCGGUUACUAUUUAAACAAGUUCGCUGUGGAUGUUCAUGGUGAUAAAACGUUCAAUGUGUGAUUAAAUUUCCGAUUGUAUAACCUACCUUCUGAGAGCAAAGACACACACU